Molecule: messenger RNA, 1686 nt
Organism: Chara braunii
Lineage: Eukaryota; Viridiplantae; Streptophyta; Charophyceae; Charales; Characeae
Source: the annotation of a GenBank genome assembly
UUACGGCAGAAGUGGAUAAGUUCGACAUUCGGGGUAAUGUUCACAAACGAACGCUGGUCAUCACUGAUCAAGCGAUAUAUGUAUUUGCGAAUCAGAAAUGCAAACACAGAUUAGAUAUGAACGGCAUCUAUCGCAUUUUGCGAAGCCAUUCUGGAGAGCAGUUGCUCAUCCUGACCAAGGAGGAAGGGGCAUCGGCGUGCUACGCAAGUCAGCAUGCGGGCGAUAUCUGUCGGCUAAUCGUUGCCACGGUCGAAGAGGUGACAGGCUCAAGGCCGACACUAGGCAGUGGCAGCGAGGCGGAGUUUUUAAGUCAGCUAAAACGCCGUCGAGAUAUAGAAGCCCUUCAGAGGGGGGUGGACAAGAGUACCGAGAACAAGCCCGGUAGACCUGGAAACAGCAGCACCAUACUUCUCUCGGAGGGUAGGGGUAGUAAUAACGGGAUCCAAGGGGUAGGUGGAGAAUCUGAGGGAAGUACCAAUGCGGUUGGAGGAGGAGGAGGAGGAGGAGGGGGAGGAGGAGGAGGAGGAGAAGGACCUGAGGGAGGUAGGAAUGGAGGAGGAGGAGGAGGUUCAGAAGGGUCAACCCGGCAGCAGAGCAAGUCACCGGCGACGGGGUUGCAAUCGAGCAACCAAAAGAUGAUCAGUCAAAAACAGCCUCGCAAACGACUUGGUCUCGAGGACUUCGAGGUCCUUCGGCUGUUGGGUAAAGGGAGUUUUGGCAAAGUUUUCCAGGUCCGAAAGAGGGACACGGGGGUGACUUACGCAAUGAAGGUGGUUAAAAAGGAGGACCUUCAAGUUGAGAAGCACUUAGAACAUCAACUCACCGAAAGGGGGGUUCUGGAGGUGGUCCAGCACCCUUACCUUGUGAGUCUGCGCUACGCAUUCCAGACAGACCAAAAGCUAUUUUUAGUUCUGGAUUACCUUGGCGGCGGUGAGUUGUUCCAUCACAUGAGGGACAGUCCAGCCUUCUCUGAGGACCGAACAAGGUUCUAUGCUGCCGAGCUGGUACUCGCCAUCGGCCACCUCCACUCCCUUGGUAUCGUGUAUCGGGAUUUGAAACCGGAGAACAUACUACUGGACAGCGAGGGCCACAUCAAGGUGACGGAUUUCGGCAUGGCCAAACAGAAGGUCCAUGACAACAAGUCUGCGCUUACGUUCUGCGGGACUCCAGAGUACCUGGCACCAGAGGUCCUAGAAGGGAAAGGGCAUGGUCGGGCGGUUGAUUGGUGGAGUCUGGGUAUCCUGAUUUAUGAGAUGAUGGCAGGGCUUCCACCUUUUUAUGACAAGAACGUUACGGUCAUGUACGACAAAAUACUAUAUGGAAAGCUGCAGUUCCCUGGCUUUAUGACCGCAGCGGCUCGGGAUCUCCUCAGCAAGAUGCUGGACAGGGACCCCAACCUCCGCCUUGGCGCCGGCAAUCGCGAUGCAGAGGAGAUCAUGGUGCACCCCUUCUUUGACAAAGUCGACUGGGAGAAACUGCUAGCGAAGAAGAUCCCGCCGCCUUUCAAACCUAUAGUGAAAUCUGUGGAAGAUGUCGGUAACUUUGAUCCAGCUUUUACAAGUCAAGACCCGAAGGCCCUUUCAGUUGAUGAAUCUCCCGGAGAAGCCCUCUCGAGGUUGACCAUAGACAACGACCGAUUCUUAGGGUUCACUUUCAUCCCUAGUUACUCUAGGGAGGAAGGCUGAG